AUGACGAAACAAUACAAGGGUUUACUUCGUUAUAAAAAGAAAACAUUUGAUAAUGAUAUAAUUCAAUCAUUGGUGAAAGAGAAAAACACAAAGCAAUUCUGGUCAACAUUAAAAUCAGCCAGUAAUACAAACACCGUCAAUGAACAAACUGUUCCUGUUGACAACCUUCUCAAUCACAUUAACACUUUACACUCGAAUAUUGACGAGAACUAUUGUACACCAAAUCAAAAAAUUAUUAUUGAUCACACUAAUAUUUCUCAGUCCAAUCAAAAUAACUGCUUAAACAUACCUAUCAUUGAGAGUGAGAUUAAGAAAGCUAUAAAAAAACUAAAAAGUAAGAAGACUGCCGGUAAUGAUAAAAUCCGAAAUGAGAUGCUUAAAUGUGGAAUGUAUGUAAUAGUCUUACCAUUAAUAAAACUAUUUAAUUUCAUCCUCAAUGCCGAGGAAUAUAUCCUGACUUAUGGUCAAAAGGAUUGA
Molecule: messenger RNA, 477 nt
Organism: Paramuricea clavata
Lineage: Eukaryota; Metazoa; Cnidaria; Anthozoa; Malacalcyonacea; Plexauridae
Source: the annotation of a GenBank genome assembly